Messenger RNA from Linum trigynum, 1992 nucleotides. Lineage: Eukaryota; Viridiplantae; Streptophyta; Magnoliopsida; Malpighiales; Linaceae. The record is from the annotation of a GenBank genome assembly.
AUAUGACAAACAAUUCUCUCAAAAUCACCAGAUUAUGACAACUGUAAUGACAAAAUAUGUCGUCAUAACAUCUCUGUUUGUCACAAUAGACUACCCAGAACCUCAGUUAUACUAAAAGCAAAUGUGACAACCUUGUUUUAAAUUUUUGUCACAUUUGACCUAUCCUGACGACGAUAAAAUGACAAACCUUUGUGACAACACCUUUUGUCAUAUUAUAGCUAAUAUGACAAAAUGAGUAUCUAAUAUGACAAAUUUGUUUUGUCAUAAUAGGCCAAAUUUGUUGUAGUGGGAGGAUGGAGCUGAAACCAAAGGGAGAGAGCCUAUUGAGAGAAUACCUUUUCUUCCUAAGAUUUUAGAGAGAGAAAUGAUAAACCAAGAGAGAAGAUUGGUGAUUAUCACCUUCCUAAGGUGAUUUCUACAAUAAGGAAGGAAGUCACAAGCCACAUCCAAUGUUCAAGAAGACUCUAGGCGUCAACUAGGCGGAGAGGCACCACUCAGCGCCCAGGGCGAUUAAUCCUCGCCUAGACGAGAUUAAACGUGGAAAAAAAUCAAACUAAGAAGCCCUUAAUCCACCAUACUAAUGCCUACAAAUCUCCAUCCAACAUACCAUUACCCCUUUUUCACUUAAAUCAAUAGCAUACCCUACUACCCUUUAUCAUUAAUUCAUUAUUUAUCAACCCACCAAACGAGAGAGGGAAGGACGAGUGAGUCACAAACUUUCACCAACUAGAUGAUGGUGAUAGUGAUGAUAACUAUGGAGACCGGCGACGACAACUUUGGAGGAAGACUGUGCGAUGGCGGCGAGGACGAGGCGCAUCGUGAUGGCGGAAAGGACAAGGUGCACUGCGAUGGCGGCGAGGACGAGGCGCAAUAGAUGCUUGCGACGACCACCCAAUGCGAUGCUGGAGACGGCAACGACAGUCUGCUGUAGAGGAGGGACGAUCGCGACGGCUAGAGAGGAGGGAAAGCUACGACGCGUGAUUGCUGUGGAAGAGGGAGAGGUGCUCGUCUGCUACCCGAUUGGAAAUGAAAGGGAUUAGGAUUUUUUUGGGCCAAACACAACAACAUCUCCUCCCCCUUCUCCUGCUCUAGGCGUCACCAAUAGCUAGGAAUCGCGACUUUGAGCUACUAAUCGCCGCCUCGGCGUUUUUCAAUGCGAUUCUGCGUUUUGCAUGCCCAACCACUUCGCCUAGGGCUAGACUCCACGAUUUCCCCUUGCCCAGCGCCUAAUUGCGCCUAGGCGCUCGCCUAGAUACUGGCCACACCAUGGUUCUUCUUCUUCUCUUUGUUGUAAUCUCUAGUUUGACAAUGGAGUAGUACUCUUUUUCACUUGGGUAUUGUAAACCCUAGCUUUAGAUAUGUGAUAGAUUGUAUGAAUUGAAUGCUAUGUGUGUGGGUUUGUGUUUAAUGCAAAGUUUGAGGUAUUUUCAGAAUGUUUGAGUUCAGUUCUUCAUUUCUCAUUACAAUGCCAAUUUGACCUAGGUGGAGAUAAAUCCCCUAGUUUACUAAGAGUCUUUGAAAAGCUGGGUUUAUUGGACAUUUGAGCAUCCCAUCUAGGGCAAUUUUGGGCAAGCCUCAAGUUUUGAUUUAACACUUUAAUUUGGUUAUUAUCUUGUCGUCCGUAUUAAGUUCCGAGAGAGUAGCCUUACCAACCCUUGGUUGAGCGGCCAAGAGAGCUAGUUUGCUAGCUUUAAUUGUUGUGCCUUGCCCUAUCACCCAAGAGAGUGACGUUUCUUCACUAGUUGCGCUCUCAUCACGGUGUAUGAGCACAUUCCUACACAUUGACCUUCUAUUUGGUCGAUCUUGAUAUAUAGCUAGAGUGAGCAAUACCCGGGCGAAGCUUUCUUAUCUAGAUUCUAAACCAAUUUAUUUUCUUGCUUGUUUCAAUUGUAAACCUUAGUUACUAAAAAUCUAUUGCUAGAUAAUAUUUUACACGAUUGAAGUAGGGGUACAUAGACCAACCCGAGUUGACAAUUAAAACACUUAUCCUAU